Messenger RNA from Tigriopus californicus, 2694 nucleotides. RefSeq names its product protein GPR108-like. Bases 459 to 2489 code for a protein of 676 amino acids. NCBI's taxonomy places the organism in Eukaryota, Metazoa, Arthropoda, Copepoda, Harpacticoida, Harpacticidae. Gene Ontology annotation, biological process: transport. The transcript has a single exon. The record is from RefSeq and is a predicted model, not a curated record. Gene Ontology annotation, cellular component: Golgi apparatus; membrane.
GAGAUCUAGAACUUGAAAAAGAGAAGCAUCCAUACAAACAGCUGACAGAGGGAUCCCGAAGUCGUUCGUUGAACGUAGAUAUAUAUAGAGUGACACGCGUUACACGGUAUCAUCCAAGAGGCAGGAAACUCCGGAGUAGUGAACCCGAUCCAGACCGUGUGCCAGUGUGCCAGUGCCCCAGUGUGUUCACACUAGUUCACAGUGGAGAGACCGGGAGAGUGAGAGUGAUCAAUGAGCCUCAGCCUUUGAUUGAGAAUGGAUCCAGAUGCCCAUUCCCGCCAUUGGCCCGUUCGCCCUUUCACUUCUUUCACUCAUUGAGCCUUGGAGCCUUUCAGCCAUCGACCGACCCUGAUUGAGUUCAGACAAAUCUACAGGAGGCUGUGAGUUGUGGUAACCCAGUGAGCGGGCAGCUUGGUCCCGUGGUCCCGUGGUCCCGUGGUCCCGUGGUCCCGUGGGUGAUGAUGAUGAUGACGACGACGACGCUGAGGCCACUGGGCUCAGCCGCCCGUCAGUCUGUCCGGUGGAGCCUGCUCUUGCUGGUGGUGAUCUGGGGGGCCUGGGGCGGAGGCCGAGUCACAGUCCAAGCUCGCAAGCAUCAUUUGGCGCUGGCCUCGGACGCCCGCCGGUUCUUCCCCAUUUCCACCUUCGGCUUCUACGCCGGCGGCUUCCUGGCCGUCAAUGUGUCCGGCUUCCACGUGCACCCCACGCUCAUGCCGGCCGACGACCACCACAACGACGACGACGGCAUCCACGACAGGAAGAACCCCCGGGACGACCUCAACCACACCCACGGCCCGCAUUGGGCUGCGGGCGCACCAGCCCCGUCCGUGCCCAUCCUGGGCUUCUCCAUUGACCGCACCACCAACGACGCUCUCAACCCGUACGUGGAGACGUCAGAAUUCCGGUGCAUUCUGGAAGCGGACCCGGGCCGCCACGGGGCCAGUCCCGCGCGUCUCCACCCCGCUCACCGGCCCAGUGCGGGCCACGGUUGGCCCAGUGGCAACGGCUUGGUCCGCUUCCGCCUCAACUUCCAGACCAACCGGACCGAGGUGUCCUGCUCCGAGAACAUCCAGUCGCUCAACAUCUUCCCCAACGUCCAGCCUGUGCAGGCCAUCCUGGCCAAGGCCGCCUUGGGCGGGCAGACCUUUUCCGACUCGGGCAUGUUUCCCUCGCUUUGGCCGGCCCGGAAAUCGGAGGCGCCCGAGUCGGCCCCGCCCCAGAAGCGCUCGUCCUCGGCGCUGACCACCCCCGCGCCGGCCGGUGGUCCCUGUUCGCCCUUGAGCUUGCCCUUGUACCAAAGUGUGGGCCCGGAUGGGCGGGUCUAUUACAACACCAGCUUCGUGAUCUACGUGGCCAAUGAAAAGGAGGAGGGCUUGUACUCGUUGUACUUUCACAAUUGCUACAAUUACGCCCGGGAUGGCCGGCCCAAGUUGCGGGUCGAUUUCGCGGUGGACAUUGAGGAGAAAAACGGCAACAGCUAUUUGUCGGCCGGUCAGAUGCCGUUGCCCGCGCUCUACAUUCUCAUGGCCGUGUUGUUCUUCUUGUCGGGCUGCUUCUGGGUGUUCAUCUUGCGCAAGAACGGGAGUGAGCGCGUGUUCCGCAUUCACUGGAUCAUGGCGGCUUUGGUGUACUUGAAAUCGCUCUCGCUCCUGUUUCACGGCAUCAACUACCAAAAGAUCGAAGAGCACGGCCACAACAUCGAAAGUUGGGCCAUCCUCUUCUACGUAACGCAUCUCCUCAAGGGCGCCCUCUUGUUCUUCACCAUCAUCCUGAUCGGUUCCGGCUGGGUCUUCAUCAAGCACAUCUUCUCGGACAAGGAGAAGCGCAUGUUCAUGAUCGUCCUGCCCCUGCAAGUGUUGGCUAACGUGGCCUACAUCAUUGUGGAGGAGUCCGAGGAGGGCGAGGCCAACCACAACUCGUGGCGCGAGGUGCUCACCCUGGUGGAUCUCCUGUGUUGCGGCGCCAUCCUUUUCCCGGUGGUGUGGUCCAUCCGGCAUUUGCAGGAGUCCUCGCAGACCGACGGCAAGGCCACCGUGUCGUUGGAGAAGCUCAAGCUGUUUCGCCAUUUCUACAUCAUGGUCGUGUGCUAUAUCUACUUCACGCGCAUUAUCGUCUACUUGCUCCAGAUCACGGUGCCCUUCAAGUACGAAUGGCUGGACGAGAUGUUCAAGGAAAUGGCCACCUUCGUCUUUUUUGUCAUGACCGGCUACAAGUUUCGACCGGCCUCGGACAACCCGUACUUCAGUGUGCCCAUGGACGACGAGGAUUAUGACAUGCAGGAGGUGCUCAUCGGCUCCACCGGCCUCAACGAGCGGGUGAGUAAGCGCAAGAAGCGCUUCUUGGUCGACGAUGAAGACGACAGUGACGACGAUGAGGGCAUGGUGUUCUUCCCCACCGACCAAUCCGUCCGGGAGAACAACCGAAGUGGUGCCCAAUUCCUGGCCUCGGCUACUGGUCGAAGACCGGAAAAUAGUCAUGACUUGGAUUAGAUCUCUAGAUCCAGCCACGCCGAAUGGAGCCAUAGGCCUUGGGCGGGUUUCUUCUUCUUCAUUAUUAUUAUAGUUAGUUUUAUUCCAAUUAUGAAAGAUAAAAUGUUUUCGUUUUGAUCUGUCAAAGAUAUUAAUAAGGCAUUGUUCGUUUGUCGUAUUCUUUCAGUUUCUCACUCUCAAGUCAUUAAACUUGGCGUUCCUGUUA